Aspergillus clavatus NRRL 1 is the source of this 834-nucleotide messenger RNA. Its product is annotated as ubiquitin-conjugating enzyme E2. Lineage: Eukaryota; Fungi; Ascomycota; Eurotiomycetes; Eurotiales; Aspergillaceae. The record is from RefSeq and is a predicted model, not a curated record. The coding region runs from base 1 to 834 and encodes 277 amino acids. The transcript is spliced from 3 exons.
AUGGCGACAAAAGCAGCGUACAAGCGACUCACUCGGGAGUACCAAAACAUUCAAAAGAAUCCUCCCCCUUAUAUUGUGGCGCACCCUUCAGAAUCUAAUAUACUUGAAUGGCAUUACAUUCUCACAGGCCCUCCAGGGACUCCGUACGAAAAUGGUCAAUACUGGGGCACUCUGAUGUUCCCCCCUGAGUAUCCGUUUGCGCCCCCGGCUAUUCGUAUGCAUACUCCAAGUGGUCGAUUCCAACCCUCGUCACGACUUUGCCUUAGCAUCAGCGACUUUCAUCCCAAAUCAUUCAACCCCGCUUGGGAGGUCUCUACAAUCCUCAUUGGACUGCUUUCUUUCAUGACUAGCGAAGAGAUGACAACGGGUAGCGUCAGUGCUUCGGAAGCUGAGCGGAGAGUGUUGGCUGCACGGUCGAGAUGGUGGAACUCCACAGGUGGGGGAUCUCAUGUCAGCGCAACCCCCGGAGUCACCCUCACGGCCAGGGGUAUCAACAAUGUGAAGGCUGGAGAUGGCGGCUUGAAGUUCCGCACCGAGUGGCCAGAGCUUGACCAAGAAAACUGGAAAUGGAUGAGAGACAACCGCAUUGACACGACCACUGGACAGCUCAUUCCCGACCCCAACUCUUCGGUCACCAAGUGCUCUCCGGAGACAAGCGCACUCCGCAGGCGUCCGAACGCCAGCGCACCUGGACUCGGGGCGGUAAUGGAAGGUGGCCAGGUCGCACGAGAAGCAGGUCAAAGCUGGGCCCGUCGGAACAAGGUUUGGAUCGGUCUCGCCCUCAUAUUCGGCUACGCCCUUCUUACCCGGUUGGUGAACGAUGUGCAAGGUUAA